ACGAUUUCGCCAAAAAUGACGAUGGCAAAAUUGAGGCCGGGGAGAUGUUGGAUGGGUUAGAACGUCACAAAAAAGAAGGAAGAGUACCAGGGAACCAUGACGUUGUGUACCUUAUGACCGGGCUUGAUAUGAUCACUUUUAAACGUGGAAAACUGAACAAGGGUAUUUCAGGACGUGCAUAUUUGAGCAAUGUCUGCCGUGAAAGAGGAAUCGGCGAGGGUGAAGACACGGCCCCUACCUACUCCGGAGUCAAUACGCUAGCCCACGAGUUAGCCCAUUCGUUAGGGUCACCUCAUGACGAAACCCCAGAGUGUCCGUGGGCCGAGGGAUAUCUUAUGAGUUACGUGGACGGAGGACUAAAGAAGUACAAGCUUUCCGCGUGCAGCCAACAGACGAUUAGACAAAAUGUGAAAAAACUUUCGCAAGAAUGCUUUAGUGUCCUGAGCGAGAAGAACUAUAUGACCGACCACAAGAAAUUUCCAGGACAAACAGUGCGAGCGCAGUAUGUCUGCAAGAAGCUAAUAAAGAAACAGGCAAAAGGAAGAAAAGUCUUCGCACAAAAG
Molecule: messenger RNA, 563 nt
Organism: Dermacentor silvarum
Lineage: Eukaryota; Metazoa; Arthropoda; Arachnida; Ixodida; Ixodidae
Product: metalloprotease mig-17-like
Exons: 5
Biological process (GO): proteolysis
Molecular function (GO): metalloendopeptidase activity
Source: RefSeq, a predicted model, not a curated record